This is a messenger RNA of Cyphellophora europaea CBS 101466, 786 nucleotides long. RefSeq lists its product as uncharacterized. Gene Ontology annotation, molecular function: oxidoreductase activity, acting on the CH-OH group of donors, NAD or NADP as acceptor. The record is from RefSeq and is a predicted model, not a curated record. The coding region runs from base 1 to 786 and encodes 261 amino acids. Lineage: Eukaryota; Fungi; Ascomycota; Eurotiomycetes; Chaetothyriales; Cyphellophoraceae. The transcript is spliced from 3 exons.
AUGGCCGCCGAGUACUUAAACCAACUUUUUGGCCUAACAUCCCAGACUGCUAUAGUAACAGGUGGCACCGGCGGCCUCGGAUCUGCGCUUGUCCUCGCUCUCGUGCGUGCCGGCUGCAGCAGCAUUAUCUCCAUCGAGCUGCCGUCUGACCCGCUCUCGUCUGAGCUGAAGACGCAGGUCGAAGCUGCAGGUGGGAGCCUUCGCGUGUUCAAAUGUGACUUACGCAAUGCGAGCAGUAUCAGGGAGUGCUUCAACCGUAUCUGGGCCGAGGGAUUCGAAGCGGGAAUACUGCUUAACUGCGCGGGUGUGAUGCGUCGGAAUCUCUGCGAAGCGAGUACGGAUGAAGAACUGGACCUGUUGCUUGAUGUCAAUGUGAAGUCUUACUAUGUCUGCAUGCAAGAGUUCGGACGCCGGUUGCUCUCGCAGUCACGACCGGGGAAGAUUGUCAACAUUGCGUCCGUGACAGCGUUCAAUGCAGGUUUUAACACAUCGGUUUACAGUACAACCAAGGGAGGUGUGCUGCAGAUGACGAAGGCUUUCAGCAAUGAGUGGGCUAGCAAAGGUAUCCAGGUGAACUGCAUUGCGCCCGGUUUCAUGAAGACUAGCAUGACUGCUCAGUACCAGCAUGAUGCCAAGAUGACAGACUACUUGAUGCUCCGCGUGCCGAUGGGGAGGUGGGGAGAGCCAGGAGAUCUUGUAAGCGCCCUCCUCUUCUUGUGUGCUCCUGGGAAUCAGUUCACGAGCGGAGCUUGCAUUGUCGUUGACGGGGGAUUUUGCGGGAAGUGA